AUGACUAGGCAUUCAAAAGAAUGGCUUGAUGAAAAACAAAUAAAGCUGUAUGAUUAUAAAAAAUUUUCUGAACCUAAAGAAGUCGGUAGAGGAGGAUAUGGGACAGUAUAUAAAACAGCUAUUAAAAGGUUAGACUUUGCUUUUAAAAAAUCAAGUAUUGAGGAGAAAGAUGAGAAGAAUGAAAAGAUUAUUCAAAGAUUUGAUAGAGAGUAA
Dentiscutata erythropus is the source of this 213-nucleotide messenger RNA. NCBI's taxonomy places the organism in Eukaryota, Fungi, Glomeromycota, Glomeromycetes, Diversisporales, Gigasporaceae. The record is from the annotation of a GenBank genome assembly.